UGGGUUGGUUCCAUUGACGAAGCUCUGUAGGGAACAGUAUAACGGGCGAUUUCCAACAACAACGUAACUACAAGGCUGUGUUGGUUCCAUUGCUGAAGUGAAGCCCUUCUCUCGAACUAGAUAUGAGUAUGGCCCCAGCGGAAGUUAAAAGGGAAGGUGAUGAUUAUGACAUUCCAAAUGAAGCAGAUGACAUCCGUUUGAUGAAUGAAAGUCGGGCAGAACCUGAUCAUGGUUGCGAAGCUGGUCCGAGCAAUGAAGAAGCAACCAACAUGAACGUUGAAGAUGGCGGAGCCGAUGUGAAAAAAGAAAUGGUUGACGAUGCUCACCGCAAUGACAUGGUUGGUGAUGUUGAACGUGCUAUUCUGGAACAGAAAUUUGAUUCGGUCGAAGAUGGAGAAGAUUUCUACAAUGCGUAUGCUAAAGCCAAGGGAUUUAGUAUACGAAAAUCCAGAUUUAACACAAAUAAAGAGGGAAAGGUCGUUAGUAGGCUGUGGUUGUGUUCAAGGGAAGGUCAGAGAUUACCAAUCACUUCGUCGCAGACCACAACCAUGAAUUGGCGAAACAACACUGUGUGA
This is a messenger RNA of Camellia sinensis, 575 nucleotides long. RefSeq names its product protein FAR1-RELATED SEQUENCE 5-like. The record is from RefSeq and is a predicted model, not a curated record. NCBI's taxonomy places the organism in Eukaryota, Viridiplantae, Streptophyta, Magnoliopsida, Ericales, Theaceae.